Molecule: messenger RNA, 2757 nt
Organism: Jatropha curcas
Lineage: Eukaryota; Viridiplantae; Streptophyta; Magnoliopsida; Malpighiales; Euphorbiaceae
Product: suppressor-like protein
Cellular component (GO): nucleus
Source: RefSeq, a predicted model, not a curated record
ACAAAGCCAAAGCUAGUUUGAGGUCGUCGUUAACUAUGAAGUCCCAAUUCAAUUCCAAAUAUUCAGGUUUUGAAAUUUUUUAAUCCAAUAAACGCAUCGACAAGCCUGAAGCGUAUAGCCGUUGGGCCAAAUUCACGAAAACUUGAAGCCGUUUCGUAAUACAUAUUCCAGUUAAACGCCAAACGUUUUACAUGAACCAGCGACGAGGCGUCUACACUAGUGACUAUCUCACUCGAGACCUCAGGAACAUUCACGAGGCGCCGUCACAAGCAACAACAGUAAGUAACGGAGUAUAAAUAAACCGUCGCCACCAACAGCAGCCUGAGUACCAAACCGGAGUGAACACAGCCAUGACGUGGCAGCCACCGUCUGACGCCGAUCCCUUCACCUCCAUCUUUUCCCAGACUCACUCCCGUAUACCAGAAGACACUGUGUUCUACGCUAUCUUCCCGGAUUCUUCCCUUUCCGAUUCAUUCUCUUCCUCUUCUGCUCCUUCACUCUCCCUCCAAUCUCUUCACCUUGAAAUCCUUAACUUUCUCUCUCCUUAUACUUCUUCUUACAUAUGGCAACACGAACCUUUCUCUCUUUCUAUUUCUUCUUUCUCUUCGCCUUCUUGUCUCUGCACUUCUACAUCUCCUUUACCUCAUCUCCACGGCAAGCUUCGUUUCGGCGACAACAUAGAGGAUGAAUGGUUCGUCGUCUUCCUCCUCUUCCUUAUCUCCGGCCAAUUCCCUUCCCUCUCUAUACGUGUAUGGGACAACGACGGCGAGUUCCUUCUCAUUGAAGCUGCUUUUCAUCUCCCUCGUUGGAUUGACCCGGAAACCAGUAGUAAUCGUGUCUUUAUUCGCCGUGGCGAUCUACAUAUUGUUCCGAGAAGCCGGUUAGCUAACCCGAGUUUAAUUGACUCGUUGAAAUAUUUGGUGCAUUAUGAAAACGAAUCGAUAGCAGCUGAGCCUGUCCAAAAAGCCGUGAAGCAUCGAAUUUCGGAUUAUCCGGAAAGAGCCAGACGGAAUAUUCAUCAGGUUAGGAUUAGGGUUCCAACAUCAGUGGCACAAGUCCUCAAGCACGAGCCUUGUUUGAUCUCAUUAGCAGUGGAGGGGUUUUACGAUAGAGAUAUUGAUACAAUGAAGUAUGCAGCGAAAAUGGAAAAGUUUCUUAGUAGAGGGAGAGAGGAGGAGCUGGUAUGUAUUACGGUUAAGAUGUCCAGAGCUAUGUAUGCCCAGUUAAUGCAGCAGAAAUUUCAGGCGCCCAAGUGCUAUCCUAUGCCAAUUCGAGGAGAUGAUAUGGGCGCCUACUCGGAGGCGGAGUUGGGAAUGAAAAUUGCUUGUGGGUUCGAAAUGAUGUAUCAACUGAGGAGGAAGGAGGGAAAGGAAGGGAAAGGGAGUACCUGGAACAAGUACAAGGAAACCUUGGAGACGAGUGGCUAUUUUGAAGGAUUUUUGCCGGGCUCAAAGGAGUAUAAGAGGUUGAUGGAGAAGGCCGAGGAGUAUUACUGGAACAGUAGUUUAUUUUCAAGAACAAGUGAAAUGAUGAAUGCGCCGGUGAGACGAAUUGAUGAGAUUCUUGCUAUACCAUACUCAGCUGAUGAUUUCCGGAACCAGGAGCUUCCUCCUUCUGAUGAUGAUUCUUGGCUUUACAAUGGAGAGGAUGAGUUAAACACUGCUCUUGAAGAAAGACAAAAAGAGAUGGAUCUUUAUAAUGCUAAACAUAAGAAGAAACAGAAGUUGAAAGAUGCACAGGACGCUGGUCCUUCAUCUGAUGCCAACUUUGAUGAUUUUGAUCUUGGUGAUAUUGCAAAAACUAUGCAGGCUUUUGUGGACAAGGUGUCAAGCUACAAGGGAGCAGAGGUUCCAGAAAACAGGAACCUUAAAGAAGUGGACCUUGAUGUUGACCGCUUCUUAAAGGACAUGGAAUCAGUGAUCAAACGUCAUAGCCCUCAAGAUAAAGCUAGUGAUGUUGAUACCGAAGAAGCAUCGUCAUCAGACAUGGAAUUUGAUGAAUCAGAAGAUGGGAGUGAUAAUAUGGAACCGUAUGUGGAGAACGAUGAUGGAGAGGAUACUUUCAUGCAUACCUAUACAGAUGCUAUGAAUGAGGAACUGAAGAAUACCACUCUUGAGAAGAGCUUUAUUCGUGCAAAUGAUCACUCCAAUAAAAAGGAGGGGACAUCAAAUGCUCCGGAAGCCAUGGAUGAAGAAUUCACACCUGUAGAUGUGGAUGUUAACCUGGUGAAGAGCUUGCUAGAUUCAUUUUCUUCCCAACAAGGACAUGCUGGUCCAGCUUCCAAUCUACUUGGGCUCAUGGGUCUACAGCUCCCACAAGAUGCGAACAAAAGCAAAUGAAAAAUACAUCUGGUGUUGUCGAAUCUCUGUAUUUUUUGUGCAAGAAGGUUUAAUGCCAUUGAUAUUGUAAGGUAGGUGACCCACGCGCGCAACUUCAGUAUCAACUGAAUCUCUUAAAUAGCAUAUAGCAGAGCAGCACCUGAUACGCGAGCAACCCCAUACCAAGGUUUUGAACAGUACAGUAUGUUGUAAAUAGCAGCUAUAUUUGUUUGAUGUUGUUUUGGUUGAAGCGUUGGUCUUUAUCCGUCAUAGUGUCUUGGGCGCGCGAGCUUAUGGUCUGUCUUUUGGAUUCAUUAAACGUUGUUAUGUUAGGAAACAUGUCAAGAUAAUUGUUUGAUUUAGAGAAGGAUGAUCCUUAUUUUUUCUGAAAUGUAUUGUAAAAAUUUAACAAGAAAAAACAAAACCCCAGUUUUCGAAA